Molecule: messenger RNA, 1584 nt
Organism: Ectocarpus sp. CCAP 1310/34
Lineage: Eukaryota; Phaeophyceae; Ectocarpales; Ectocarpaceae
Source: the annotation of a GenBank genome assembly
AUGAACGCCACGGCGAUCCAAAAAAUGGCCAGAGGCAUGCAGGCUAGAGCCCUCUUCCGGAGAAAGCGAGCACAGGUCAUGGUGCAGCGGCAGAUGCUCUUCUUCCUCGCCAGAGCCUACGUCGCCUCCGUCAAGGUGGCGAGGAAGAUCCGCGAGGAAAUGCGCAAGAAAAACGUGAGCAAUGGCUGGGGGGCGGCGGUCGCGAUGCAGAGCACCAUAAGAAUGUUCGCCGAUAGGCGCCGCGCCCAGAAGAUGCGGCGAGAAUUCGAUGGUGCCGUCCGAAUUCUGCAGCCACUUGUCCGUGGGCUGCUGGCCAGGAUAGCGGCCCGUAGGGAACGAGCGCUGCUAGGCCAGGUCUGGGGGUGGCUCGGAACGGACACCGCAACCGCCAACGGCAUCUACGCCCGGUUUUUGCCCAAGAACAAGUACCUUAUUUCCAGAGAAAACGUAGCCUUACAACAGUUCUCUGCGUCCCACCCCGCCAGCGGGCACAUCGGUACGGGGAAUGAUAACGACUUACAGAAGGUGAAUGCCGAGGUCAGGCAAGCAACAGCCUGGUGCAAGUGCAUGUGCUGUCUGUACUUUGUCGUUCGACCUUCGCAGGGGCUCGAACCCACCUCUUCUCUCGUUCGAUCAACCCUGGAAGUACUGCCCGGGGAGAGACACUUCACGGAAAAGUUCGACAGGGACAAGACAGGCACCUGCUCCAAGGUCGAGUUCAAGAUCGGUCUCGAGAGCUUCCUCCGCGAAGUGGGCUAUCCGCUCCAGAAAGAAGAGGCGGCUUUGAUCGUGAAGCGCUACUUCGACGGAGACGGCUUCUGCGCCUGGCACUCGUUCCUGAACUCGUACCACAACGCGGGCUCCAAAUCGAGCGCCUGCUCCCGACAUGGCCGCCUCCUGUGCACGCUGUGCAUCCGGACGAAGCAACUCGGCUUUAAGAUGUGCGAAUGUGGGCACGUGUUCGACGCCCAUGAGCUGGUGGUGGGUGGAUCUGGGCCGGUAAAAGGGGAGACCGUUCGAAAGCAGGACCAGCGUGGUCGGGUGGUUCCGCAAAAGCAGCUCAGUGCUUUGCUGUCGAAAGGCCUGUCCAAGACCGUCGUCGACCGACCAAUCAACGUCGAGGGCUGCUCCGCAGCAUUUAACCUCCGCCGGGCUCAAUACACCAAUACCUCCCCAUCUCAAGCGACCCUCAUCUCCGCUCAAGGCCCCAAUGCCUUCCGCGUUACCGGCGUGCGGGGGGGAACCAAAAUGCCUCCACAUGCGACAACAUCCAGUCGCUCCCUGCGGCGAUCGCGACGACACAAACCGUGCAGGGGGCAAAGAAGCAUCGUUCAAGAAGCAAGCCAACCGGGUGGUGUCACAGCUCUUUCUCUGGCGGAGCUUUCCCCUCCAUUCUUCGGGCGGCGUACAUCAGCUGAUGGUGCUGAUGUUUCUGGUGCUGUUGCGCGGUCACCGACUGCCACUGGGGGUAUUGUGGGCUUCCCAAAGGAAAAUGUGGAGGUGGUUCGUCCCGAAAACCAGGGUGCUUCGUCUCCGAACAAGAGAAGAAUCACCUACAUACCAACGGUAGGUUUUGUGCUGUGA